AAUUUGCUGCCGCCUUCCGGGGUCUCUAGUUCUGUGGCUGAGACACAUUCAGAGUUGAGAGGGUUUAAUUCAAAACCUUGCAGCGCCUCGAUUUAUGUGUGGCCUCUCAAGCCAUCUCUCAAAGGUCCGGAUCAAAGAAUUAAUAUUUAAUUCUACACCAUCUUGCUGAAAGAGCAGAGUCUACGCUGGCCUUUCCAGGGCCUGCGCUCCAGGAAAACGGGGAGUUUGUGGGCGAAUGAUGGUUAUCGGAUUCACGCCCAAACCUAGCCUAAAAUGACUGAAGUAAAGCAAGCUGAAGCUCAGCUGUCUGAAUUAGACCUGCUCUCUAGUAUGUUUCCUGAUGAGAAUGAAUUCAUAAUACAUGAUCAUCUGGCUUUAGCAGAACUGAAAGAUUAUGUGGAAAUGAGGACCACAGAAGUUCCAUCUUCAAAAGUUCACUUUACUAUAAAUAUAAAAGUAGAGAUUUCUAAUGAAUCUAUGGUUACGUUUUCUUUAUCUUGUGCUCUCCCUUUUCAGUAUCCUGCAAUCCUGCCUGAAAUUACUGUCAGAUCACUUUCAUUAAGUAGAGCCCAGCAGACCCAGCUAAACACAGACCUAACUGCUUACCUUCAAAAAGGAUACUGUGGGGAAGUCUGUAUACUAAAUGCAACAGAAUGGGUUAAAGAGCAUGCAUCAACCUAUAUCAAGAGAGAACCCACAUCUUCCACUACCACCAAGACAAAUCCAACUUAUUCAACAGAUGUCAUUUUCACAAGACUUUGGAUCUAUAGCCAUCACAUUUACAACAAACAGAAAAGAAAAAAUAUUAUGGAAUGGGCAAAGGAUCUCUCCCUUUCUGGGUUUAGCAUGCCUGGGAAGCCUGGAGUUAUUUGUGUUGAAGGUUCACAAAGUACAUGUGAAGAGUUCUGGGCAAGACUCCGAAGAUUAACGUGGAAGAGAAUUUUAAUUCGCCAUCGAGAAGACAUUACUUUUGAUGGCACACAAGAUGAACUGCAAAAACAAAGAAAAUUUUUUAAUUUUGAAGAAAAAGUUUUUGAUACAAAUGGUAACAGAGGAAAUCACAUGGAUUUGGGUCAGCUUUAUCAAUUUUUAAGUGCCAGGGGAUGUGCUGAUGUUUUUCGGAUUUACUUUGGCAUAGAGGGACAGUAGUUGAAUAAAGUAUACAUAGAAGACUUUU
Molecule: messenger RNA, 1177 nt
Organism: Phascolarctos cinereus (koala)
Lineage: Eukaryota; Metazoa; Chordata; Mammalia; Diprotodontia; Phascolarctidae
Gene: RWDD2B
Product: RWD domain containing 2B
Molecular function (GO): protein binding
Source: RefSeq, a predicted model, not a curated record